Molecule: messenger RNA, 960 nt
Organism: Capronia epimyces CBS 606.96
Lineage: Eukaryota; Fungi; Ascomycota; Eurotiomycetes; Chaetothyriales; Herpotrichiellaceae
Exons: 1
Coding region: 1-960 (319 amino acids)
Biological process (GO): regulation of DNA-templated transcription
Molecular function (GO): DNA-binding transcription factor activity
Source: RefSeq, a predicted model, not a curated record
AUGGCGACCGGUCCAACUUUGCCUAGUCUUGCAUCAUUGGAGCCUGCCGGCCAAGGUCCUUCCGCACAGGUGCUCCAAAGUCCGGCUCGGGGGAUGGAGCCUGAUUUAUCUGCUACCUCGCAGGCAUCCUAUGGCCCGACGGAGCAGAGGUCGCCUGUCUAUCGCUACGGCGGCCCUGGACGAGCGCCCUCCCAGCCCCCGCCUGGGCUUCGAGUCUUAUCCGCCGGGGCGACGAGCGGAUACCAGGCUCACGGGCCUCACGAGGGCUAUCAGUCCGGCUCGACAUCCUAUCAGAUGACGCUGGACACUGAUCAAGGCCCGAUGGUGGUGCCUGUGCAGUUGGAUUUGCAGCAAGCGUCCAAAGUUGCCGAUGAAAAGAGAAAACGCAACGCAGGGGCAUCGGCCCGGUUUCGAGCACGGAGAAAGGAGAAGGAGAAGGAAGCCUCCCAGACCAUUGCCGGGUUACAGCAAGAACUUCGGGCGUUGGCAGAAGAACGAGACUUUUAUCUCUCGGAACGAAACUAUUUUCGCGGGCUUGCCAGUCUACACGUUUCCCCGCCGCUCUUACAACGACCUGCUUCUCCCCGACUGCGAAGACUCGGGGCAGCAACGUCGACAGCAGGAGGAGCUCCCGGCGCGGCAAAUGCACUAAACAUGGAGGAAUCGUAUCGUCUCUCGCCUGAAUCAGGCUCGACCGCUCAACGGCGUCGUACCGGCGACUAUCAACCCACCUUCCUUGGGCGACAGACCGAGUCACCCUCUACGUCUUCUUCGGGGGUAGGCUUCCCGAUGGAACCUUCUCUCCCUCCACCACCUCCGCCUGGCGGACCAAGCUCCUACGGGACACCUAGGUCCAUGCCUACAGGGCCUCCCGCUCCUUCGUCAAUGACGCAAGCACAAUCUUACGAUCCUUUCCGACGAGAUCCUUUCGACCGAUCAUGGAACUCUGGCCGGUCAUAG